This is a messenger RNA of Strongylocentrotus purpuratus (purple sea urchin), 1005 nucleotides long. RefSeq lists its product as uncharacterized. Lineage: Eukaryota; Metazoa; Echinodermata; Echinoidea; Camarodonta; Strongylocentrotidae. The transcript has 2 exons. The record is from RefSeq and is a predicted model, not a curated record. Bases 40 to 975 code for a protein of 311 amino acids.
GAAGGAGGACGACCUAAAAGUGGCCAUGGAUCUAGUACAAUGCGAUCAGAUAAAAGUGAUCACCACUAUGAGUUCCCAUCCUCGCCUCCGAACCUUAAAGCUGACCCUAAAUCCUCAAAUCCGGGUGAUGCUCAAAGUAGCGACCCCUACGUAACGCUCGCGGGACAGUCCUUACCCCACCACUACCAAGGGCUGGGUCAGAAGUCCCCACUCCCAGACGACUCGGACUACGAUCUACUCAUGGUGUCGACGGAAAAAACCAACAGCGACUACUAUUUCAAGCUCGAACCAGGGUCACUGAACAAUACCGGACUUCGAACCGGAGUUCAGUCAGGGGUUCGACCAAGGGUUGACCCGACGUCGACGGAUCCCGAAGAUGCGUAUGAUCUGGUCCAAAUCAUGAACACGACGGGAAACAAUGCAAACCAAAAUCAAAAUGAAGAUGACGUGACUAACCGCAAAGACUCAGGCGAAGGUGAUGAUGAUAACCCGUAUUAUUUUAAGGUGGGGGGAUCUAAAGGAGGAAGCUUCCAUACCGCUCAAGUAUCCUUCCGUGAUGCUAAGCAGCCUCAUGGUAAGGGUCUUCCUUCAGAGAAAGGCGACGAGGCAAACCGGAGGCCAGCAAUCGCUGCUAAACCCGAUUUUACCACGAAACCGAAGGGUUCCGUCGAUGAAAGCGCCAGCUACGACAAACUCGAUCGAUCGGCCAUCCCAACGCCAAACUCGGAAGACAUCAAUGCGAACGAAUACAACAAACUUUUACCGCGGUUGGCCGUCCAGUCAAACAACUCGGAUCCGACGUCGAGUGACGGUUAUCUGAAGGUGAAAGUAGGGAAUGGCACAACUAGCGUCCACGAUGAAGCCGACGAUUAUGACAGUCUCAGGGAGGUCGACGACUACAAUAAGCUGGACAGGGGAGUGGAGAGAGAAUUUGACAGUCAAGUCGUUUCGGACAAGAACUCGUCAUCCGCCUAGAACAGACUGCCAUGAUGAUCGACACACUGG